CAGUGAUCGACUGUAGAUUGUUGAACCCCCUUUCCCCAAUUCUUCUCCCUCUUGCAAAAUUCAAUUAAUCGAUCAACAGAUUAUGCGACGAAUUAUAGCAUAAUCUCCGAAUCUAUGUGAUUUACAUGUUUUGCAUAAAGCGCGCAGUGAUCAAGGGUGAACAAUUACUAUUUGGUUGCUGAUUUGGUCGGACGGGAGCUCCGAUGGCAGCCACGACAAUGGCGACGGCGGUGGGGGCGGUGGUGCUGCUGUACUACGUGGUGAGCCGGCGGAUUUCGGCGGCAGCUGAAGGGGAGGAUUCAGCCGGUGGCGAUUGCUCGAAAUCGAAGAGCAGAUCGGUGAAGAAACGGCUGUCGCGGAGGCCUGCUCAAGCGCCGGCGACUUGGCUGGAGACGAUUUAUACGAUGUCGGAGACGUUGAGGUUUACGUACGCCGAGACGUUGGGGAAAUGGCCGAUCGCUGACUUGGCUUUCGGGAUUAAUUAUCUCAUUCGGAGGCAGGGUAAUUUGCAGGUUGCAAGUGUGUAUGCGGGCGAAAAGGCUGUGCGGCUGAAGGGGGUUGAUAUCAUUGAUCAGUUGUAUUAUUACUUAAGAUUGCUAACCCUUUGUAUGUUUUUCUCGAAGAAGCCAUUUCCGGUGUUUUUAGAAACUGCUGGAUUCACUGAAGCGAAUGUCCUUCUUCAGAAGCCCAAAGCAGGGAUUCUGAAACCGGCCUUCACAAUUUUACGUGAUGAAAACUCAAAGUGCUUCCUUCUCUUGAUCCGUGGCACUCACAGCAUUAAAGAUACAUUGACUGCAGCAACAGGUGCAGUGGUCCCUUUUCACCAUUCAGUUUUGGAUGAUGGUGGUGUCAGUAAUCUGGUUUUGGGAUAUGCACAUUGUGGAAUGGUUGCUGCUGCUCGAUGGAUAGCAAAGCUGAGUACUCCUACUUUACUCAAGGCUGUUGAACAAAAUCCUGACUAUGAGAUCAAGAUUGUUGGUCAUUCACUUGGUGGUGGUACAGCUGCUUUGUUAACGUACAUUCUCCGGGAACAAAAAGAAUUUUCAGCAGCUACUUGUUUUACUUUUGCCCCAGCUGCCUGCAUGACGUGGGAGCUAGCAGAGUCAGGAAAACACUUUAUUACCACAAUAGUAAAUGGUUCUGAUCUGGUGCCCACAUUUUCAGCCGCGUCUGUUGAUGAUCUUCGUUCAGAGGUGACUGCUUCGUCUUGGAUAAAUGAUCUUCGAGAUCAAGUUGAGCGCAACAGAGUUCUGAAUGUCAUCUAUCGGUCUGCCACUGCUCUUGGGUCUCGACUACCUUCAAUGUCGAAUGCCAGAGCAAGAGUUGUUGGUGCUGGUGCUCUUCUACGACCAGUCUCAAGUGGCACUAAGGUUGUGAUGAAGCGUGCACAAGUAGUAGCCGAAGCAGUUGUUAAGACCCGUUCUUCAAUAUCACUAUGGGCGUGUAUGGGACCCAGGCGACGUGCUGUCUCUUCUCACUCAGAUGCUAAAGCGGAUGAUCUUCCUGAGGCUCCUCUUAUAACUGAGACGACAUCCGAAACAGUUAUAACUGAAGUAAUAAUAAGCAGCACUGACACGAACAAGGUGGAAUACUGUUCCUCUAGUGACAAUGGGACCACUGGGCACGAUGAGACCGAUGAAGAGGAGGAGAAAGUUGUUGAUGCAUCUACAAUUGAGGAGAUCUCGGAAGGUGAAUUGUGGUAUGAGCUGGAGAGAGAGCUUCAGAGGAAGGAGAGCGAGGUACAUGCCGAGAUACAGGAAGAGGAAGAAGAGGAGGAGGCUGUGGCAGAGGAGAUAACCGAAGAGGAGAAGGCAUUCUCCAAUGAAGUCGAAAGCCAUGCAGCCAUUUCACCUUCUGAUGUCUCUGACAACAUCCAUUUCUACCCUCCCGGGCGGGUCAUGCACAUCAUCUGUACGCCCUCCACGGGGCCGAGCAGUGAAGAGCAUGACGUUGAGGCUGAGGAGAAAGUCGGGUUGUACGAGACGCAGAGAGAAUUGUACAGUAAGCUCCGAUUGUCGAAGACUAUGAUAAAUGAUCAUUAUAUGCCUAUGUACAAGAAAAUGAUGGAACUGUUGAUUAAACAGCUAGAAGAGGAGUUAGAUUAUGAUCAUGUUUCAUGAAUAGUUGAAAAAUGGAGUAAGGUUAUAUUGAUUAAUUGGGUAUAUAAAAUGUCAUACAUUCCAAUUUUCCAGCUUAUAUUCCCCAGAUGAGAGUGAACAUGUAGCCCUUAUUCAACAUUGAAAAUCAAUAGGAGUAUUCAAUAUUUUUCUGUA
This is a messenger RNA of Salvia hispanica, 2273 nucleotides long. RefSeq names its product lipase class 3 family protein. The record is from RefSeq and is a predicted model, not a curated record. Gene Ontology annotation, biological process: lipid catabolic process. Lineage: Eukaryota; Viridiplantae; Streptophyta; Magnoliopsida; Lamiales; Lamiaceae.